AUGGGCUACACGAAGGGCCGCGCGCGGCGUGCGGCUGAAAAGCUCACAGAGAAGCACAUUGCGGUGAGGCAUGACGGCAGCUCAGUUCUCUAUGAGGCGUCCAAUGGACGGACCUACAAGAUCGAUGUGCUCGACAUGAUACAGCUGAACCUCUCGAAGGGCACCAGGCGCAAUGUCCAUCGUCACCAAGGGCAUGGCAAGAACUGGUCCAUGUGGCAAUACGAGGCGGAAAGGGCGGAGGGGCGAAACUAUACCCACUCCAAGACCACCUUAGUGCAGUACCCCAAAGAGGUCUGUAUCGCCUUGGAGGACCGCUUCCGGCACGUCCGCGCCGCCGCCACCCUGGCGGAGCUGGAGGGGGCCAAGGCGGUGGAUCGGCAGCGCGCGGAAAGCGCGUGGCGGCGGAAGCUGGCGAGCUUCAAUGGCCAACGUCUCCGCGACGUCUUUGCGGAGGUUCCCACACCGUCGCCCUGUGAGGAACUUUGUGCAGGUGCUUUAGCCUCUGAGGCAUCCAAGGACGAUGGCUUGCGCGAGGUCCUAUUUGAGGCGGUGCUGCGGCAGCACGGCUGGCCGCCUCGCUGUGUGGCCGACGGCAUCCGUUGGCUGCGGCGCAAGGGGCUGCAGCUGGGCGCACAGCACGUGCGGAAGGCCACGCUGCUGCAUGGUGGUCUCACGCCCUUGCGGGUGCUGCUGAUGGAAAUGGAGCCACCUCUGGAUGUCAUGGGUUUGGAAAUCCUGGUGGACCACCGCUGUGCGGUGGUCACCAACGGCAACACCAGUGGAGGCGGCUGGGUGCAACGCUGUAAGCCGGCCCUGAAAGCGCUCUUGGCGCGUGGGGCGGUCCUGGGCAGCCACUCCCUGCAGUCACGGCUCUUGAAACGGGUGGAAGAGGAUGGCAUGUCCCUAUGGGUCGAGCGAGUCCUGGAAAGCCUGCGCCGCUGUCGCCCCGAAGUGCCGGACCUGGUGCUGUCGCGCAUCGCGGACUUCGCGGGAAAGGGAUUCGUUCUCUGGAAAACAUCGAUUCCAUCACCGCGCUAUGUGUGGCCUGGGAUGUACAGAAUGGCGGUGAAGGGCCCUGGAGACUGCAGAAGUGCACCACAAUAUCUUCUAGUGUAUGCCGAGGCUCGGCAUGCGACAAGGCUGCCGUGGAGCCGUGGUUGCUACAAGGCCAGCUUCCAGGUGCCGGCGUCCACGGACUUUGUGGAGGUGAAGAUCCCCUUGCGCGACUUUAGCGAUCUCCGGAGCACCAGCUGCGCUCAGGAGAGCAGCGUGUGCCCCACAGCACAGAGCCUCUCGCAGAUUCGGCGCCUGGAAAUUUCGGCGGAACGACCGGGGCAAGUGCACUUGGAGGUGAAGUCCAUCGCAGUGCGGGCCCCUGACAGCACCAUGGCUAGCGCGCCGCCGGCGCAGUACAAUGGCUGCAGCCAUCCGGUACAACCGCAGCUGCGGUUCAACAUCUCCAGCCGCAAGGAGCCCACGGUGCCAGUGCCCGUGGACCCCUCGGAGACCCUGGCGGAUGCCGUGUGUUGCGACAAACGCACCAAGGUCUACGCCGAGCCGCAGUUCCUCUACGAUGCACCAGACAUUGCACUCUUCAAGCACCUUCAGCCCGGCGUGACCACUUUCUACGAUUCCACCUGUGGAGUGCCGUUGUUCAAAGCGCCGGUGAACAGGAGUCUGGCGGACUUUGAAGCAGACACCAAGGAACACGGCUGGCCCUCCUUCCGCAAGGAGGAGGUCUUCUCCGAGCAUGUGACCGUUGACAAGGACGGCUUCGUCUACUCCUCCUGUGGCACUCACCUGGGAAGCUACCUGCCGGACGCCCAAGGCCCUCGAUACUGCAUGGACUUGUCCUGCAUUGCGGGCAAGCCGGAGAUCGUGGUGUGA
This is a messenger RNA of Cladocopium goreaui, 1887 nucleotides long. The record is from the annotation of a GenBank genome assembly. NCBI's taxonomy places the organism in Eukaryota, Dinophyceae, Suessiales, Symbiodiniaceae.